Varroa destructor (honeybee mite) is the source of this 10632-nucleotide messenger RNA. It is a transcript of the gene alpha-Man-IIb, whose product is annotated as alpha-Mannosidase class II b. Gene Ontology annotation, biological process: N-glycan processing; protein deglycosylation; mannose metabolic process. NCBI's taxonomy places the organism in Eukaryota, Metazoa, Arthropoda, Arachnida, Mesostigmata, Varroidae. Gene Ontology annotation, molecular function: carbohydrate binding; alpha-mannosidase activity. Gene Ontology annotation, cellular component: Golgi membrane. The record is from RefSeq and is a predicted model, not a curated record.
AGCGGCGAAGCCCUGUCUGUCUAAAAGAGCAGAAUGGUUACAGAGUCGGUAGCUAUAUCAAUUAAUUUCAGGCCAGAAGCGGCCCUAUAGUCUAUCGGGUGCCAGUAGGUGCGCUAUGUAUUAUUGUCUACUAAACGAGCUUCAGUGAGAAUACAGUUAUGUCAACGAGUUAUUAUCACCCGAUGACCUUCUAUCCCGACUAUAUAGACAAUUAUCCGUAUAUCUAGAGAUGUUUCCUGCUCGCUCGUACAUUCCAUAUCGGGUCUAAUCUUCUUUCUGAUGUGUAUAACUGAAUGGACAGUACCUGGUUUGUGGUCACAGGAACUUGAAGACGAAAGUCCAGAUUCUCUGAGUGUAGUGGAGAGUGCCGCACAGAUUACUAGUCAGGAACAAUACUUUACUCGUUAGCUCAAGAAAUGCUGGACAAAAUCAUCGCACCUGUUUGUGUGUCACGCGAGUUUUAGGAUGCGGAACAUGGAGCUGUGCCGAAGUUAUCCUGUCGUAUUGCGUAGAAAAAUAUGACGAAUUCGAUAGUUGCAACAGUAUGACUCUUACCUAGAAUUGGGAAACUUAAGUUUGUUUAAAAGGAUAUUGUUGUUCACGUCCAUGUUUACUUUAGGAGAACAGCUUAUUAGCAGGCUUUUAAGUCACAUACGAAGUGUUCGCUGUGGAAACACUGAUAACAGUGAACGGAAAAAGCUCUUUUGAACCGAAACGGUAGAGAUAAGCCAAAUCUUAAACAAGGAAAAACAUGAAUAGCUAUUGAUUUUAGGGAUAGUUUAAAUGAAGGGCCGUCGUUUUGCUAAAGAAAUCAAAUAUCACUUCGUUGACAAUUAGCUAGAAAUGAAAUUCUUAGGAGUACCACAUUUGAGCAAUCCAUAAAGCUGCUUGAUAAUACCAACAGUUGCACACGAGUAACUGUUUUAAAGAAUUGAGCAUUAAUCGCAUGUAUGCACUUUUUUGAAAGUUCCAUGGCAAUACUGCCCAAGUUACAAUUUUUAAAGAUCAAGUGACUGAAUUAAUCAAGACGAUAAGCAGUAAAAGGUACCUCUUCAAACUACAAUAUAAAGUAUUGUUUCCUGCCUCUGUUGCGCUUCAUGGAAAAGCACUAUUGCACGUAGAAAACGCAUUUCUGGUCCUGCGUCCGAAUUGUGCAUCAAUAUAAUUUCAGGGUUUAUGAACGGUGAACGGGCAUUUCAAAACCUGUUGAAAUAUAAAAAAUAGUUUUCUAGCCCACGGUCUUAGAUAUUUGCAUACGUUAAAAAAUUUGAUGAAAAGAGAAGUUAGGAGAACUACGAUGGAAAUUCACAAUCUUUUAUCAAGACACAGUGUGGCUAUACACUGGAAAUUAGCCCCUGGAAGUUUGCAUAUGAAGAGUGCACUGACCGAAAUAUAAGUGACCUGUAUCUGUAUGUGGAACAGCAGAUCUUAGCAGCGAAGGGCACGACAAUAUUCGGACUUCUUAGAAUUAGACAUCAGCUCUAGCAUAAGUUCCUUGUUGACAUUUUUAGACGCCAGAACGAGGUUUCGUUGUAUUUCUGUUUUUUUGUUUGCUUGUGUAUUCGUUUUUAAACCGUCUGUUAGAAAUCAAUGGAACUUUGAGCUUCAACCGUAAAUAUGGACCGGCUUUAAUAAAAUUGUCAUAUGGAAGUUCAGUGCAAUGUUGCGUGCGAUGCCGUAAUAUAAGGAAGUCAAUAUUGGGCAACAGGUAGCUCACUACAUAUUGCCUCAAAUAUAUGGCAUAAAAAUGAAUUGUACAAUCUCAACACAAUGCUCUGUUAAGGCAAAAUCGAUAAAGAAUAUUUCACCGUUACCAGAGACACAGCUGCGUGUAAAAUUCCUAAGGAACUUAGUCUUUAAGUGCGUACUUUGCGCUAAUCACGACGAGAUUAUUUACAUUGGCAGAUUUGUAUUACGAUAGCACGCUGAGCAGCUUCACAUAACGCGUUGCUUUGAUGCAUUGUAUUAUCACAUUCAUUAUUUUUCCGCCGCUGUCCUAAUUUCACGUUUUUGUUAUUUCUCUAGUAUCCUAUAGCAGCGUAAUCACUUGACCAUUUAAAGGCUAAUUGCCUUAGAAACCUUACAGGCACCUGUGUUUCUGAUAAUGGCAAAAGUAUUGUUAAGUGAUUCUGCUUAAAUAGAGCUUUGUAUUGGGGCUCUAUAAUUUUCGCAUUCAUCUUGCCGACUACAGUUAUUAUUUUAUAAGAUAGAUUAAAAACAGUUAUUAGAAAACCAUUUUCAAAAACAUUCAUAAGCUCAACCGCCAGUUGUACUUCGAAGGCGAAAAUAUGUUAAAGUGGUUAGGUCGAUGCAAGAACUUCAAAGUAAGGAAAAUACAGGACGGGAUGGCUCGGAAGUACCGAUGAUCGGCUGUAUCUUACCAGAAUUUGGGAAACCGACAAAGUAAGAGCAAAUCCAGAACUAAACAAGGUUAAUUGAAAAUAUCAGCCCUACUGCAUUCGCCUGUUCAGACAGGCAGCGCUGAGGUUGUCUGAAGUAGCAGUGAUGGCAAAGUUUUUAUUGCUGCGGCCGAAGAACCUCUGUGUCUGCCUGAUCCUUCUUGCUCUGGCCACACUUGUCCUCAUCUUUCAGUAUCAGCAAAAUGGUACCCAGGGAACAAUAAGGUCUCGGCCAGUCGCACCAAUAGAGCGCUUAGCAGUAGACAAGUCGGCUGGUUCAGUGGAACCUGUCUCGCUGACCAAUGAAGCUGCGUCCAUAGACGACAAUGGUAAACGAAAAAAGGAGCAACAGAAUUUGAUUCUGGAAGCACCGUUGAAGAGAGAAGAGACACCUCACAGGAGCAGUAAUGGAGACAGACAGCAGCCAGCCACGAGUUUCAGGUCAUGGCUGUUUCAACGAAACAGAGAGGGUGUUGGCAAUGGUGAGAAGUUAAAUACCUGCCCGGUGACACUGGAUAAAAGCUCCGUUGACAUUGAUACAACAGAAGUUUUCGCUACCAAAUUAGACUUCGCGAAUGUCGAUUCGACCUACUGGAGCGCCAACUGGGAACGACGGUGGAACGAACGGAGACUCGACGUCAACAAUACAUCACCGCUUAAGGUGUUUGUCCUGCCCCAUUCGCACAAUGAUCCCGGUUGGCUUAAAACAUUUGAUAUGUACUUUCAACAGCAGACAUCACAUAUCCUCAACAAUUCUGUCAACUUCCUCGACAAUCACAGGGACUUUCGUUUCGUCUGGUCAGAGAUGUCGUUCUUUGCUCGCUGGUGGCAAACGUUGGACAGACAUCCGCAUUUACGACAAAAGGUAAUAGAGCUAGUGUAUGGAGGACAGCUAGAAAUUCUCACUGGUGGAUGGGUGAUGACCGAUGAGGCUGGCGUGCACUUGUAUUCAAUGUUUGAUCAACUCAUCGAGGGACAUCAGUGGAUUAAACAUCAUCUCGGAGACAAGGCACUUCCGCGGAACGGAUGGUCAAUAGACCCAUUUGGUCAUGGCAAUGCUGUUCCCUAUUUACUACGCCGUUCUGGAAUUCAUAACACGUUUAUCCAGCGUACACACUACGCUUGGAAAAGGUGGCUGGCCGAUAGGCAGCAACUAGAAUUCAUAUGGCAGACAAGUUUUACCCGUUCGGAUAGCCGAUCUAAUAGAAGCAAAUUAAAAGACCAAAUCGUGUGUCAUAUGGCACCCUUCGAUCUCUACUCGAUCAAACAUACAUGCGGACCCGAUACAAGCGUAUGCCUUCGAUAUGAUUUCCGGCGUAUGCUUGGCGAACAUUCUGAGUCACGCUCUGAGCCCGUGUCGGCGGCGAACAUCCAUCAGCUUGCCGUCGACUUGAUCGAGCAAUACUCAAAACUGGGCUCCCUCUACACACACAACAUCGCGCUCGUGCUGCUCGGAGAUGACUUUCGUUAUGACAGACGACAAGAGUGGGAACAGCAGUACAACAAUUACCGACAGUUGUUUAAUUAUAUAAAUGAAAAUCCGAAGAUUUUCAGCAGCGCUCACAUCGAAUUUGGAUCGCUGGCCGACUACUGGAAUGCGGUACACCGUCGGCAAAAAACCUUUCCCACUUUGUCCGGUGAUUUUAUGCCAUACGGAGAUAUCUACACCGAAGGUCAAGCGAACUAUUGGACGGGUUAUUUUACAACCCGACCGUUUGCGAAACAAUUAGCACGGGAACUGCAGCACUACCUUCGAACCGCAGAGAUCAUCUACUCGCUUGGCAGGCACCAUCUUUUAGGAACUGGCGGCCACGAGCAAUUACGAUCUCGCAUUGACGCCGACUACAUGCUUCUAAAUAAUGCGCGACAACAGAUGGGCAUUUUCCAGCAUCAUGAUGCAGUGACAGGUACCUCGAAGGCUCACGUUAUGAGAGACUAUCGCCAACGGUUAUUCCAAGGCAUAGAGGACACCCAAUCGGUAAUCGCUCACGUUAUGCAGUACAUACAAUCGAAGGCCAAGCCUGUAUAUCAGCCUUACUCAGGACAAGACACAUACAAUGACCGUUACCACCAGCAAGGCCAGAUGCCCUUUACAACAUACUUGCAACUGUCCGAAAAGAGAACUUCACUUGACGCUCUUCCCGUACGUAUACCUUUGAACCUUAACGCCCAUUUUUGGAACGCAGACAGUUCGGACUACCCAGCAAAGGCGCGGCGACCUGCGAAAGUAGUCGUAUUCAACAGUCAUGCGUUUGUCGUUCAAGAAGCGAUUCGUAUACAUGUAACGGAUUCGGUGCAAAAGGUGCUUGGGCCUGAAGGGCAUGAGCUGGAGUUCCAGUUAAAUCCUGUCUGGGGGUACUCUGCCGAACUGCCUACCGGUCUUUACGAACUCUUGUUUAUCGCUAAAUUAGCGCCUCUUUCAACAACAACGUUCGAGGUGAUUGGGCAAACAUUGGGUGAAAGGUCUGCUACGCCAGCGACCAGUAUAAAGGUGUUCAUGUCAGAUUCGUGGGAGUCGAAUUCGCCACCUGUAGCAAAGCCCACCCUGUCGAAUGGGCAUGUUUUCAACUUCGAAACAAGCAACGAUGAAGAUAUCACAAUGAUUAACGAGAAUGUUCAUGUGGUAUUUAGUCGAUCAACGGGCCUUCUCAAAAGCAUCAAUGGUCGAGACGUAUCGAUGGCGUUUGGAGCAUACCGGUCAGCUGACUUCCACAGUGGGGCGUACCUUUUCCGUCCUGACUUGAAGGAACCGCGACAAAAUGUUACAGGACGAUUUCCCGUUAUUCGACUGGUACGCGGCCCACUUAUGAGUGAAGUAAUCGUUGUUUACCCGAACACAGUGAUGCAACGCUAUCGAGUGUACCACAAAAAGAGUUCCGUAGGCGCCGCCCUGACCGCAGGCAUUGAACUUGAGACUAGUUUCGAUCUCUCUGUCCGACGCGAGUAUUUUGAAAUGUACAUGACACUGCAGUCAGAUCUUUCAUCCGGUCAAGAAUUCUUUACCGAUUCGGGGGGCUUUGAGACUCUGCGUCGACUUCGCAAUGACCUGUUGUCCGUUGAGGCAAAUUACUAUCCAAUGACGGAAGCCGUUUUUAUUCAGGACGAAGGUUCUCGACUCACACUGCUCGCCGAUCAUGCGCACGGAGUCACCUCGACUAAGCCAGGUCGCCUUGAAAUUAUGCUCGACCGCAAGUUACGCUUCGACGAUGCUCGAGGCCUCUCUGAGGGUGUGUCGGACAACCUUCACACACGGUCACGAUUUUGGUUGCUCAUGGAGACCCGAAAACAAGAUCAACAACCUUCAGUAAAUAAGUCCGCCUCAAAUAAACGUCAAGUGCCUCUGCUGAGCCGCACCGCUCACCGCCUCGCUAUCAUGUUAAACUUCCCGCCGGUUGUAAUGCAGAGUCGACCAAAUGCACUUCCACGUGACCUUCACACCGAGGUGAGUUUCCUGUUGGAGCCUGCGGACUGCGAUACGUACUUGCUUGCAAUGCGCACCCUUCCAUCGGAAGUAAAUAAUGGAGCUAGCUACCACCUGCCAUCGUUAGAUCGAACUCUGUUAGUACUGCAUAAUCGCGCUCCAGACUGCUCUAUUAGGACUUCGCCAGAUUUUCGGAACUGUGAGAUGUCAAUGGCAGGCACAGCAAAAAGGCGCCGAGGUUUAGCCUUUACUAAUGUUACCGUUUUAUCAAUUCGUAAAACUAGUCUCACAGGAACCAUGGAUGGAGAGUAUAUUUUGCCCGAAGAUAUUCAAGUGGAACCGCAUGAACUUGAGAGUUUCAUCGUAAGUUUUGCCAGUUCAGCUAAUAAGAACAACAGUAGUAAAAACGAUAGGGAGAGCAUCAUUGAUUUCGAGACACAAACAACAGGACCAUUGUUGUCUGGCUACAAGCAAUUUAAGUCAGCUGGUGUAAAUACAACGCUUAUCGGAAAGAGGGAGUCAACGUAGGUAUAGCUUCAGUUCAACAUAUAAAAUGAAAUCAGGGUGGAAUAUUUUUAGGGGAACAUCCCCGAAUUUGCUUCCUAUUGUAAGAUCAGAUCUAUUAUAACCGUGGUCUCUUGUAAUCUAUAUAGAAUUCGUAUGUUAAUUUAAGUUGUGUUUAAGGUUUAAAACAACCCGCAGUAGUCAAAAAUAGAACAUGUAUUGAACACAGAGUAGUCUAGAAACUAAGGGAAUAAGGCCCUAUUAAUAGGUGACACCACAGUAACUACAUACAUAGGAUUAGAUCAUAUUGACUAUACAAUAUGAUUUGAUGUUUGCGAUAUCGUUGUGUGUGUAACCAAGGUGUAUAUAAUGGAUCAUUACUAGGUCCACCCAACGGGAAAUAAGACUUCGAACUUUUUAGGUUCUUUCAAUUCUGGAUCUCUGUGGUUAGUGCAACUAAAUAUUCCUACACACAUAUCAGAGAUCUAUCUUACUAUACGGAUGUAUUGAUUAUAGCACGUCUUAUCGUUUUUGGCAGGAUGUGUUUAAAUGCUCGUACUUCAGUAGCGAAAUCUAUGUGGUACGUGUAGAAAUACAGGUUGUACCGAGAAUUUGCAGUUUUAUACCAUAAGGAAAUAAUGAAUAUUCGGCAAGAUCCUCCUUUUGAGCUCGUCAUGAACUACUUGGCAUCAAUUGAAAUGUUUUUCCGCUAUUUUACCUUCUGUUAGCUGGACUAGAUCAACUUACAUAUUAUUGGUCUGUACUAGAAAAAAUAUCUAAGACUGACAAAUAUACGAAAUAUCAGGAAGGUAGGGUAAUAAAAAUGAUCUACUCUAACCUCGGCCAAAAGCUGCGUAGCUAAAUUCCAAUUGUGAUCUUUUAAAAUAUUAAAGGAUUUUGCUUCAAGUUUAACAACUUGAUGAUUCAAUGCCAUUCGAUACAGGAACUUGCUUACAUAAUUUAUAGUUGAUUCGCUCCAAAGGUGCCUAUUAGGAGAAAGCACAAUGCGACGCUUUACUUGCCUAUCUGGCCAUAACUUCCGAAACGCAUGUUACUUAUAUUUUAGUGGAUUUAUCGAUAACCCUGAAGGUUAACUAUUCGGUUCUAGCAAGUAUUUGUGCAGAUCGAAUCGCCGGUAAGCAAUCCAGGGCUUUCGUUUAGCAAGUAACAAAGAACAGGUUGUCUACGCAUGAGCGGAGCCAAACUGAUCUAUAAGAGUAACUAAAAGCCGGAGAACGUACAUUCGACUAACGAAUAUUUAAAGCAACGCUUCUAAAAUCGAAUUAAAUUGCCUUUUUCAAAGACUGAUUUGUAGGACGGAUGCAAGAUGAGUAACAGGGGUCCGCCAAGUCUCAUCUGUUAGUCUUAACUCGUCCACAAUAUUAAGGCAGCCAUAUUGCUAUCUCAUGAUCGUACGAGUAGGGACGCGUUAUGUGCAAACCCAAAUAGCGAUUUCAACGUUUGCAGAUAACGUAUUUUGCGUCAGUUCGAUUCGACAUAGGUCAGGAACGAUUAGACCAUUGGUGCGUCGGGAAGUUAGUUCAGCUGAGUUAAAAAGUUGAAGUUGAUCACAGCGUGCUCAUAGAUCAACCAGCAACUAAUGUUGUAAGAGCAUCACCACGACAGACGACUACUCUAUGAUUGAGCUUUUCAUGUUUAGGAAACGUUGUUAAUACUUAAACUAGCGACACCGAUGUAUAACGAUUAUAAUCAUUCCCAAUUUUGUGAUGCGUCAACAAUAUAAAAACAAACGGUUCUACCACUAAUUUAAGUGAAGAACAAUUACGCCGACACGAUUUUACCUAUUGAAGACACACACACACACAUAUAUAUAUAUAUAUAUAUAUAACAACAUUGUACAUAAGCAGCACAAGAACUAACAACAUUGCAUUUGCGUUCGGCCAACUACUAGCAGUGAUGUGUUUGUGAACUGCGGCUGAAUAUUGGUAAUCUCGAACGGUUUAGCAUGAUAUAUUCAAUGUGAUAACAAAUAGCUAUAACUGUACAAAUUACACGCAUAUUUCAUGACAAUAAUAAUUCUAUUUUAUUACAGUUACGAUGAAUUACGAAGAGUGAAGAAAAAAAAAACAGACGGUCUAAAAAAGGUAAAAUUUCAAAACGCAUUUUAUACGUUUGAAAUAUUUACCUUUUUGUUUAUUCAUCAGGUUAUUUUGCUUGUUGUAUAUCACCUAGUUUUAUUAGUACAUGCGUAUCUUUUUUGCGAAUUCUUACUCGUGCGUUAUAAUCUGUCUAUAUUUUGGUCUCGUCUCAAUGUUGAUAGUCACCUAGCAGGUCGCCAAAAAAUUCAAACACGAUGUACUACGAAAAUGAAGCUUACCUUGGCACAGUGACCCCUUCUAGAAGGGUUCUUGUCAAUAUUUCUACCCGUUUUCAAAAAGGAUGGUUUACAAUUUUUGAUGACACGAUUAAAAGAUGGCGUCUGUAUAUGGAUAGAAUAGGAAAACACGAGCUGUGGAACAAUGUUUCCAGACCACAAAUGAACACUAAUGUAAUUCGUCUGCGUUGAUCCGCGUAUCAGAAGCUGUUACUUCACGUCUAUAGCUUUGAAGGUAUAGAAUAAUUGGGAGAAGCUUUAAACUAAAUACGAAUAAUGUCAGAUGCUGGCAGCAAGUACGUUUAUAGAACGAAGUAAAUGAUCCUUAUUAUGUAGGGGGUUAAGGGUGAAUAUUAGAAAAACGACUUCCAGCUAUAAAUUCUAUACACAGCGGCUUUAUUGCAGUUCGAUUGACAGAUCUUUGCAAGAGAAGUUUAGUUCUUUUACUUGGUAAGAUCUCGCAACAAGUGUUCUAAAAAAGAUUCUAGAAGAAGUUGUCGCAGCAGUCUGUUCGUCUAUGCUUAAUCGAGAGUAACGCGAUCGCUCAGCUUCUGCGAACACGAGACUGGAACCAAUUUGUCGCUACGACAGACGACCACAGCAGCGAACAUAGAUUUGUUUUGUUCACUCAAGGUAUACUAGGAUGCACUUUAUUAUAGUGUUCUUUAACUUCCCGAAACUGUAUUUCCUAAUAGUUGUAUAACGGGACCCAAGUGUAACACUCGUUCUUACUGAUGUUAAUAACACAAAAAAAAAAGAUGUUCGCGGUACUGAACCGCUAUUCGGCCUACUUCGGCGGUCGUUCUUAAAAGAGAAUCUCUUUUUUUAUUUUUCCUUUGAGUUCUAUUGAAAAGUUGUGAAGACAUUCGGCCAGGAAGCCUUCAGCGAGGCCACAGUAUAAUAAUGGCGCAAUCGAAUUAGGAGAUCGAAGGGCACAAAGCAGGCAACUGUAUUUUAGGAUCUCAACCGGAGAACUAAGUUGCUGUGAUCACUGAAACCUAUUGUCUAGAGGUUCCAGGCGGAUCUUUCGCAGAUUCCAGUUGCCGAAAUGUCGUUCCACGCGUAUUUCCAUGUGUUGUACAAUAAAGCCAUUGUUCGAUAUUCUUCUUCGUCUUCAACAUUUUCAUUCUAACAUGAUGACACGUCCUUCGAGGAAUCCUACAUUACGUAGAGCCGAUAGGAAACGUGUUUUCUAUGCCGUUGUGUUUCGAUGGUCAUAGCAACUUAUUCACUCGUUUCUCCGUUCAAGGACCUAAGGUCCAAUGAGCCCCUUUAUUGUGUAAUUUUCAUGCUUGAUAUGUUUGCACCAAUAAUCGUAAAUAACUGUCGUUUUGUUAAAAGCAUCUUUUUCCAACAUUAAGUUGAUAUUCACCGAAAGCUGAAUGGUAUAGCAGGUUUGAUCAAACCUUGUUUUUGGGCUUUAACGCACGAUCCUGCAUCUUUGUUGUACCUUAGAUAUUUUCAUAAACAGACAAUAAAUGAUUAAAAUAUUAUUGGUCAGCAGCCGGUUUACGAAUAACGGUCCAUUCCUUUGCAAAUAGCUUAAGGCUAAUAUGGGUCAAGGUUAUCGAGUAAUUCUAAUUUUCGAGAAAAUAUAUUCAUAUAGAUAUAGCGUUGUUUUAGGAACAUCGAGACUUUAAAGAAAUAAAAUCCUUUAAAGGCCAGAAUAAAGGCCUUAAAAUCCGUUUAGGCCGGAAAGUGUUCAUUGUGCAGCUGCAUGCUUGCCACUUACCAAUUUUUGCCGUCAAAGCAGAGUGCGUCAGUUCAAAAGAGCAAGAUUUUUCUUUAGCUAAUUUUUAUACGCAGCUUUUGCAUAAUCUGUUUGUAACUUUAGUCAUGAACAAGACAUACAGAUAGAUAUGUUGAGAAGUAUCGCAUAACUUAGAUUUUUCUUAUUUCGUUUAGGUUCUAAGAAAAGAUGGUAAACUUAAAUUAUUAUUAAACUAGACGCUAGUCGUUGUUUUCGUUUGGUC